AUGCAGAAGCUUCUCUCUUCAGCGAGUUAUUUUAGUCCUCUUCUUGACCGAAAGCUGUUGCUAGUUGUUGAAAACAACGUUCAGCAACGCAACGACCCUGGUAAUGUAUCAGUUAGUCGAGUUGUAGUAAAGCUUCCACCAUUCUGGGCCGAUCGACCUAGACUGUGGUUUGCUCAGGUAGAUUCCCAGUUCACCAUCUCAGGCAUCACAAGCGAUGACACUCGGUUCCACUACGUCGUUUCUCAGCUUGAAACACGUUACGCAGUGCAAGUAGAGGACAUCAUCACAAAUCCGCCUGCAACGAAUCGUUACGCUGUACUUUGUCCGAAGCUUAUUGAAAGGCUGUCUACUAGUGAAGAAGAAUGUGUUCGCCAGUUGAUCAGCGACAAAGAUAUCGGAGAUCGCAAGCCAUCGCAGUUCUUACGCCACCUACGUACUCUGAUCGGUCCAGCCCAACUACAGGACAACAUCCUUCGAGCACUCUGGCUACGUCUCCCUAUUAACAUUCAAGCGAUUAUCACAGCUCAAAAUGAACUUCCACUUGAUAAACUUGCAGAUAUAGCGGAUAAAGUCAUUGAAGUUUCUACAAGAACACCACAAGUAACAGUAAAUGCUACGGCAACUCGUGAACACACGAAGUCAGAUGACGACCUCACUGCUGCUGUUCAAGAGUGGCGCACUCGAAGUAUCCCUCCGGCACGAUCGUUCGACCAAUCAUAA
Macrosteles quadrilineatus (aster leafhopper) is the source of this 720-nucleotide messenger RNA. RefSeq lists its product as uncharacterized. The record is from RefSeq and is a predicted model, not a curated record. The transcript is spliced from 2 exons. Lineage: Eukaryota; Metazoa; Arthropoda; Insecta; Hemiptera; Cicadellidae. The coding region runs from base 1 to 720 and encodes 239 amino acids.